This is a messenger RNA of Ogataea philodendri, 675 nucleotides long. RefSeq lists its product as uncharacterized. Lineage: Eukaryota; Fungi; Ascomycota; Pichiomycetes; Pichiales; Pichiaceae. The record is from RefSeq and is a predicted model, not a curated record. The transcript has 3 exons. The coding region runs from base 1 to 675 and encodes 224 amino acids.
AUGUCUCACUGCCCACAGAUACAUUGUGUCAUGUUGUUGGUGUACUCUUUACGUUUGCGGCUCAAAACCGACUCUCUUGUGGAGUUGUUGGCCGGCAAGUAUCCGAGCAAGAUCUGCCAAACGAGCGGACGCAAUGCUGGAGGAAUACCGCUCCAUGCGUAUUUGCGCAGCUCUGCCAUGUCGAAUGGCUGCGUUGUCAGUGCCUUCACAAACUUAGCGUACUUGCCGUCGGUGCUUGGUCUUUCCAGAAUCACGAACGGGUCCUUCACGAUGGAUUCGUCGUACAACUUCUUCGAUCGCGACAUGUUCAAGUUCAGACUCGGUCUAGGUGAUUUGGUGGACCCGUUCGAGUGCACAGACCGCGUGUCGGGCGAAGAAGUGCGUUUUUGCGACUCGGACGCAACAAGGUCCAGAUGCGAGAACGAGGCCCCAAUGAUCUUCUGGCUGUCCAAGGUGAGCGAUGACUGGUCUAUCGGCGACUUUCUGAGUCCUGUCAGUGUCCUUAGCAGAGAAGGCGCCUGCGAAAGGUUCUGGUACCCUUCAGAGCCAAAUACAAAGUCAUUGACUUGUGACAUUUCCUGUUUCGUUAGAACACCCAAAUCCAUUGAGUUACUUACACUCGGCUGCUGGUACCCUUUUUUGCGCAUUGUAGGAAUCACGGACGGUGGUUUUUAG